AUGGACACUGAAGCGGCGGCUAUCGUGGUUGGCGCAGGGCCAGUUGGCCUUCUGGUCGCGCUACGGCUUGCUCGAGCGGGCAUCCACACCACCGUUCUGGAAGCAUUGCCGGCCGUGGAAAACUCACCGAGAGCUGCGGUCUACCAGCCAGUUGCAGUCCAAGAACUAGAUCGAGCGGGUAUCUUGGGAAGAUGCCGCGAGAUUGGUACAUCGAGUAGCAAGAUCGCAUGGCGAAAGGUGAAUGGGGAAGUCAUUGUCGAAAUGUCGCGCGCCGUCUCUGCGGAAGAACCAUACGAAAACUUGAUUCUUGGUCAGCACGAACUCGCACAGGUCAUUCUUGAGCAUUUCAAAGAAUGCCAAAGCUCUCGCAUUCUGUUCCGCCAUCGUGUUACGGCUUUCGAACAGGACGCGGAGGGCGUCACCUUGACGGUGGAAACGCCAGAUGGUGUUAGGAAGUUCGGCACAUCGUAUGUGGUGGGUGCGGAUGGCGGUCGUAGCACCGUUCGCCAGUUGUGUGGCGACCCGUUUGAAGGUUUCACCUGGCCUCAGCAGAUUGUGGCGACCAACGUCGUGUAUCCCUUCGACGAACAUGGGUACACCACAGGAAAUAACAUUAUCGAUAAAGAUCACUACUGCAUCAUCGCGAAGCUGAACGAGUCUGGUCUGUGGAGGGUCUCGUACGGAGAACCUGGAGGCCUUUCGAUUGAGCAGCUUCGCGAACGACUCCCGAUGAAGUACGAGGCCAUCUUCCCGGGCCCCAGACCACUUGAGUACGACUUGAAGAUGUUCUCGCCGUAUCGCAUUCACCAGAGAUGCGCGAAGUCAUUCCGGUUUGGGCGUAUACUUCUUGCAGGAGAUGCCGCUCAUAUAUGCAAUCCUUUCGGCGGCUUGGGACUUACUGGAGGUCUGCUUGAUGCAGGAGCCCUUGGAGACGCUUUGAUCGCAACGAUGAGGGACGGAAUGUCGGACGCAAUCCUCGACAGAUACUCCCAGAUAAGGCGCGACAUAUUUGUAAACGUCGUCAAUCCAACGACGCAAGCGAACCUCAGACGGUUAUGCGAAAACGAUCCAGAUACGGCUGGAGAGUCAGAUCCUUUGUUAAAGAACAUUCGGCAUGCCACUGAUAGCGACCGUCAGGUGAUUCGAGGGUUACAGACGAUGCGGACGAACUUGUUUCCGCAAUUGUAG
Molecule: messenger RNA, 1188 nt
Organism: Saxophila tyrrhenica
Lineage: Eukaryota; Fungi; Ascomycota; Dothideomycetes; Mycosphaerellales; Extremaceae
Exons: 4
Coding region: 1-1188 (395 amino acids)
Molecular function (GO): FAD binding
Source: RefSeq, a predicted model, not a curated record